CCGCCGACACUCGCUCGCUCAUCCGACAAACGACUCAUCGCAGCGCCUCCGGACAGCGGCGAUCAGAUACCGCCGGCCCCUGCUGCUGUCGCACGAUCGCGCUUCCGUCUGCUGCACCCAGAGUUUGGCAUCGACCGCUGGUCACCCGACCAACUUCCGGCUGCGUCUCAGAGGCCGAGAGACACCUGCUGGGAGAGUACAUCCAGAGGCCGCUGAGCAGCGCGACUGCCCGCCGUCUAUGCUAUAGCGAGACUGGCUAUGACCAACUACCAGACCAUCCCAGACAGGAUCGCCUCUCCGGGGGGCUCCAGUAGCAUGUCAAGAUCGCGGCGCCGAGGUGGAAAAGAUGGCCAUGGCGGGCAGGCCACGAUGAUCAGCAGCAUCAUCAACCUGCUGAAUACCAUCGUUGGAGCCGGCACGCUUGCUAUGCCCUCCGUCUUAUCGCACAUGGGAAUCAUGCUGGGAGUCCUCCUUAUUCUUUGGUCGGGCUUCACCUCUGCGUUCGGCCUCUAUCUCCAGUCCCGUUGCGCCCGCUACCUUGACCGCGGAUCGUCCUCCUUCUUCGCCCUGUCCCAGCUGACGUAUCCUAAUGCGUCCGUCAUCUUCGACGCGGCUAUCGCCAUCAAGUGCUUCGGCGUCGGAGUUUCGUACAUGAUCAUUAUCGGUGACCUUAUGCCAGGCGUGGCGUUGGGCUUCAAUAGCAACGCCGAGAAGAUCCCCUAUCUUGUUGACCGAAACUUUUGGAUCACUGCUUUCAUGCUACUGGUUAUACCCCUGAGUUUCUUGAAGAGGCUUGACUCUCUCAAGUACACCAGCAUAGUUGCCUUGGUGUCCAUUGGAUAUCUCAUCGUUUUGGUCAUCUACCACUUCUCCGUCGAUCCUCACGCCGAUCCGAGCGACAUCCGCGUUAUUCAAUGGGCUGGAGCCGUCGAGACGCUCAGUGCCUUACCGGUAGUCGUAUUUGCCUAUACUUGCCACCAGAACAUGUUCUCCAUCCUCAACGAGAUCAAGGACAACACCCCAGGCAGCGUCGUGCGAGUCGUCGGAUCUAGUAUUGGGUCUGCAGCGUCCAUCUAUGUUUUGGUGGCCAUUACCGGAUACAUCACGUUCGGCAACUCCAUUGUUGGAAACAUUGUUUCAAUGUACCCCACUGGAGUGGCAUCUACAAUUGGAAAGGCUGCGAUCGUUAUCCUCGUAUUGUUUUCUAUUCCAUUACAGGUCCACCCUUGCCGUGCCUCUCUCGACGCCGUCUUCAACUGGCGACCAAAUAGGGGAAACACGAGCGGCGGCCGAGCUGGUUCCCCCCUGCUGACUUCAGCACCGGCGCAACGCGGUGACCAUGGCAGCACUGCACCGAUGUCCGAUCUUCGAUUUGCGCUCAUUACUACGAUUAUUCUGACCCUAGCUUACAUCACGGCUCUCUCCGUGAGCAGUCUCGACCGUGUCCUCGCCUUUGUGGGGAGCACAGGAUCUACAUCCAUCAGCUUCAUUCUCCCCGGCCUCUUUUACUACAAGAUCAGUGAUCCUGAGAGCAUCCAUCAUCAGCGUUUGGCCAAGGGAGACGAUGACAUGGGCGGCUCAGAUGAAUCUGACAACGAAGACUCUGGCAUGCUUGCCCAGAGCAGCCACAGCAUUCACAGUGCCACCAGUGCCACGAGCAGCCAGAGCCCAAAUGCAUGGCGCUGGCGCAGAAAGUGGCGAUGGGACCUGGAGCACCUCGAGCACGGCCUCUUACGCAAGAUGGCAUUGGCACUGGCGAUUUACGGAAUGAUUGUGAUGGUGGUCUGCUUGGUUAUGAAUAUCUUCUUCGCCGUCUCUCAUUAA
Trichoderma reesei QM6a is the source of this 1824-nucleotide messenger RNA. RefSeq lists its product as uncharacterized. Gene Ontology annotation, molecular function: L-tyrosine transmembrane transporter activity; L-histidine transmembrane transporter activity; L-lysine transmembrane transporter activity. Gene Ontology annotation, cellular component: fungal-type vacuole membrane. Gene Ontology annotation, biological process: amino acid transmembrane transport. The transcript has 5 exons. The coding region runs from base 259 to 1824 and encodes 521 amino acids. Lineage: Eukaryota; Fungi; Ascomycota; Sordariomycetes; Hypocreales; Hypocreaceae. The record is from RefSeq and is a predicted model, not a curated record.